Messenger RNA from Arvicanthis niloticus (Nile rat), 2611 nucleotides. RefSeq names its product family with sequence similarity 114 member A2 (gene Fam114a2). NCBI's taxonomy places the organism in Eukaryota, Metazoa, Chordata, Mammalia, Rodentia, Muridae. The record is from RefSeq and is a predicted model, not a curated record.
CGCGGCGUUCGGAUCGGCGAGCGGGCGGCGGUGGCCGCGCAGGUGAUGUUGUAGUCAUGUCAGAUAAGGAUGCUACAGAGUCUCCAGUGGUAACCGAAACAGCCUCGAUCCUUAAAGAUGAGAACUGUGAGCCAGUGGAGAAGCCAGAGAAUAAAUCUCAGCCUGUAGUGUCUACCCGGAAAAGACCAGAGACCAAACCUUCCAGUGACCUUGAGGCUUCUGAACUUCUUCCUGCUCAGGUUUCACAGGCUGUAGCCAAAGAGACUGCUUCUAAAGAUGCACCUCAGACUGGAUGGGGUUAUUGGGGCAGCUGGGGCAAGUCUCUACUCUCCUCAGCCUCAGCUACGGUAGCUACAGUAGGACAAGGUAUUUCAACUGUCAUUGAGAAGGCUGAGACAUCUCUUGGGAUUCCUAGCCCCACUGAAAUUUCAGCUGAAGUCAAGCAAGCAGCAGGAGAAACAAAUGUUGCUGAGAAUGGAAGCUUACUAGUGACUGGGCCAUUUGGGGUGCUCUCGACCAUCUCAACAGCUGUGCAGAGCACGGGCAAGAGUGUUAUCAGUGGUGGUUUGGAUGCCUUGGAAUUCAUUGGGAAGAAGACAAUGGAUGUCAUAGCAGAAGGGGAUCCUGGAUUUAAAAGAACCAAGGGCCUGAUGAACCGGAAUUCUACGCUGUCACAGGUUUUACGAGAGGCAAAGGAUAAAGAAGAGCAGUGGCCUUCCAGUGAUGUAACCAUGGAAACAGACAAGAAAACUCAUUAUGGGCUACUCUUUGAUGAGUUUCAAGGCCUUUCACAUUUAGAAGCUCUGGAGAUGCUUUCCCGAGAAAGUGAAAUAAAGGUGAAAUCUAUCCUUAAUUCUCUGAGUGGAGAAGAACUCCAGACAACAAGACUUGAGCUAGAGCAGCUCAGAGAAGCGUUUUCCCUAGCAGAGUUCUGUGAGGAAGAGGAGGAGGAGAGACAAGGAGAUGAAGAUUUUACCAAGGAGAUAGCAGAACUGUUUGCUCAGCUUCAUGUCUCUUCCCGACCAGAGAAACUUGCCAAGGCAAGAAAUACAGCCUACGAAUGGAUCCGGACAUCUCUGGCUAAGCCAGUAGCAGAGAAAGAAGAAGGAGAAAAACAGUUGGAGGUAGAAAAUACUAAGGAAGCCCAGAAACAUUCAAUAGAGGAUAUCCAUGCAUUUGCAAUCCGGAGCUUAGCAGAGUUGACUGCCUGCUCAAUUGAGUUGUUCCACAAAACAGCAGCACUGGUUCUGCAUGGCCAGAAACAGGAGGUGACAGCCUUAGAAAGGAGCCAGACUCUCUCCCAGAUGACAGUCAUGCUGUGUAAGGACCUGGCCUCUCUGUCUAAAGAGUUCACCACCUGCCUGACCACAGCUGGGGUCAGAGAGAAGGCGGAUGUUCUCAAUCCACUAAUCACUGCAGUGUUUCUGGAGGCCUCAAACAGUGCCUCCUACAUUCAAGAUGCCUUCCAGCUCCUCCUGCCUGUGCUGCAGAUCUCUCUCAUCGAGAGCAAGACAGAGUCACCCAGCUGUGAGCCACAGCCCAGAGACCUCUGACAGAGCACUGAGGAGCAGAGAGGAGUCCGCCUGAGAUCGUGAUAGCCAAGAAAUCUGACUUUGCUCAGGGACGCCCUGCAGCCAGAGCGAGACCUAGUACUGAGUGUGUGAAAGCCCAGGCAGGGCGCAGGCUCACAGGGGUGCUUGCUUCUCCAUGUAGCUGAUGCGCUCGGCUGCUCACACGGCUCUCUCUUCCCAGCCUUAUAAGUAAAAAAAAAAUGUAUUUCAGGAAAGUCAGUGGGACAUUCUGGCAAACAUGCUGGACUUUCUUAGAAAGCUCAGAGAACAUAAAGACUGUCACGGAUGUCAUUUGCAGCCAGUGGUAAAGUUGUUAAAUGAGAGAGAUCAAAACCUCAGUUUGGUAUCCUGGGGUUUAUGACAUUCUUCUUACCCUGGAGUUUGGGUUUUCUCCUUUCCAGAAUAAAGCCUGUGGCUUUUGAGAAUUGAGACUACAUUAGCCCUAAGUGAGAUGGACAGAGCUGUCUUCCAUUUCACCUCUAGAUGUUUGGCAUGGAGUAGAAACUCAGAGCCAUGUGUAUGAACCACAGCAAAGUGCCCUUUGGCUUCAGAUGACUCUUUUCCCAGUGAGACCCCUGCUCAAUGUAAUUCAAGAGCAUGCAGCUGCACGUCUGCAGGUGCUCCGCGUCUCUUCAGGCUGCAUUGUGCACACCCUGCCUGAGGCUGCAUUCAUGUAGGGCCAUCCUUCAGCUGCCAAUGCUGGAGCUGGAGGAGGCUCUUUUGGUGAUGGGGUUUUGUUGAGUCCUAUGAAGAUGUUCACUUACAUCAGGAUUUAGCCCCAGAUGUUUGUUUCCCCCUCAUUAUUCCCUUGUUUUAAUGUAUUUGUUACUGUGCUUUGAGAAAAGCUCAACUGCCAUCCUGUACUCUGAAGCCUUCCCUGCAGUUUUCAACAGUUAAAAGCUAUUUUGGUAUCCGGGCUUUUUGAAAAUGUUCAUUAACUUUUUGAUUUUUAGUGGCUCUGGUAACUUUUGAGAGCCCUGUUCUUCAUCUUUGAAAACCAUUACAAUAAAAUAUAAUUAAUGUGUGGUAUUUAAGAAAUA